This is a messenger RNA of Apiotrichum porosum, 789 nucleotides long. RefSeq lists its product as uncharacterized. Lineage: Eukaryota; Fungi; Basidiomycota; Tremellomycetes; Trichosporonales; Trichosporonaceae. Bases 1 to 789 code for a protein of 262 amino acids. The record is from RefSeq and is a predicted model, not a curated record. The transcript is spliced from 3 exons.
AUGCACGCAGUCCUCCUUGGCGCCUCGCGCAACAUCGGCUACCACCUCCUGCGCGACCUCAUUUCCACGCCGUCCAACACGGUCACCCUCCUCCUCCGCUCCCCCAAGUGCUUUGACGGGGACACCGACGUGACCCCCGCCAUCGAGAGCGGACAGAUCACCAUCGUUGAGGGCGAUGGCAUGAGCGUCGACGACGUGGCCAAGUGCUUUGCCGAUGGCAAGCAGGUCGAUGUGGUCGUCAGCACCAUCGGCAGCUUCCCCGUCGUGACCCUCACCGGGUUCAAGCUCCCCAUCCCGAACCUGUGCACUGUCGCCGCGGCCGCGAUGCUCAUCAACGUCGCCAAGCUCCCGCAGGCGACCCCGCCGCGCGUCAUUGUCGUGAGCUCGAUGGGUAUCGGCAGCCAGCACCACAUCAUGCCUUUUGCUCUGCGCAUCAUGUACUCGCUCCUGCUCGCUGGCCCCCACCGCGACAAGGAAGGCCUUGAGUAUCUCGUCCAGCACGCGUCCCGCGCCAUGGCCUCGCCGACGGACCCGCGCGACGUUCCCGGCAAGGACAUUCUCACGCCCGAGCAGCUCACCGCGGUCCCCGGGUCGUUCUUGCCUGAAGUCAUCCUCAUCCGCCCGGCCCUGCUCACGGACGGCGAGGCAAAGGGCCGCCCCAGCCUGCGCGCCGGCGCGGACAUUGCGACGUACUCGUGUUCGCGCAAGGACGUGGCCGGGUUUAUUGCGACCGAGUGCAUGCCUGGCCAGCAGGCGUGGGUGAACCAGGGCGUCGUGCUGGGUUACUAG